CGUGGUCUUUUGCAAUGUAUUUAUUGGCAAACUUGGAAGGCAUCCAGUUAGACGUUCUUUUCCUCUUUCGCCGUUAAAAGCUACCCGCUUCUUGGAAUACCAAAAGUUUUCUAAACUCGAGAUGGACACAACGUUCAUCUUUAUUAUCGGACUCAUCAUGAUCCCCAUGAUAUCUGGGGCCCUGACCUUUAAUGCAACGCUUAUAUGCAGCCUGGUGGUCAACGGCACCAAGAUGAACGAUCCUCGGGCGUGCAACUCGUGGAUUCAGUGCAUCGAUGGGAGCGCAGUGAGUGGAAGCUGUGACACUGGACUCUUCUACGACAGGGAGAGCCAGAAAUGCCUGAGUUCCAGUAGCGUCAAGUGUCUGUCCAGUGAUCCGUGCGCUGCUCUGCCCACCGGAUUUGCGGCUGAUCCGUACUCCUGCAACGGCUACUACUACUGCAAGGAUGGCAAGGGGACGCACGGAGUGUGCAACACUGGAAUGAACUUCAAUCCGGGCACGCAAGACUGCAUCCGGGACUUUCCGUGCUCGAAUAAGAUGGACCCGGAUAGCUACUGCAAUAUCCUGCCGGAUGGAGUCUUUGUCAAGGACACGGACAACUGCAAUGGCUAUCAGAUGUGCUGGGGUGGCCAGGUGAUCAAUGGAACCUGUCCGGGCACCUUCUACUUCAAGGCCUCCUCGGCGCAGUGCGAUUAUCCGCAGGAUGUGGAGUGUGACUUUGUGCCAGUGCCAGAUAUCAGCGAGAAGGGUGUAUGUCCAGAUACGGGUGGAUUCAUAUCCGAUAACAAGACCUGCAAUGGCUACUACUACUGCAAGGACUUGGGCGAUGGAGAGUUCUCGCUGGAGCAUGGCACCUGCUCCGACGGAAGAUUUUUCUUGGCCACCGAUGGUGGUGCCUGUGUCCCGCGGUCCAAAGUGAAGUGCGGCUACGAUCGCUGCGUGGGAUUGGGCAAUUCCACCAUACAGCUGGCCAACGAGUCGGAUGAUGGAUGCAGGGGUUACUCGAUCUGCCAGGAUGGCAUAGCCAUUGGUCAGGGAACCUGUCCGCAGGACGAGUACUUUGACGAAAUUACCCAGCGGUGCACCACCCAGGUCAUAUCAUAUACCGCCUGCCAGAUAACGGAGGAAACCACUCGGUUCCAAGUCGAGCAGCUGACGGCCGUGAAUGAUGGCACCAUCUCCAUCCCGGAGUCGUGAGCAGCUAGGUAAAGGUACGCCUGUUAUCAGGCGUAGAUCAACUCUUUGUUUAGAUUUCGUCGAAUUGAUUGGACUACUCCUAUAAUAGCUCAACCAAAUUGCAAUGUACUUAAGUAUGAAUUGAUUAUUUCGAAAAGCUUAGUUAUACACUUAAACUAAUGAAAUCGUUUAUAAACUGACUCAUUCGUGAACCAUCCGAGCUAUAUCUUAUCCCGCCUGCCAGAAAGCGUCGGCUUAUGAAUGGCACUAUCAGCAACAUUCUGGUCUCGUGAGCGACGUACGCAAUCAGUUUUAAUUAGACAGUUUGUUUUUCAACGCCGAUUCAAUAAAUAUAAGUGGUGUAAUCAGCCGCAAUAACGAUUAGGUUACCAGAUCAUUCCUAGGCUAAGAUUUCCUUGAAUCGAUUGCCGAGGAACACUUUCGAUAACAUAAAACCGUGAUGUCAUACCCAAGAACACCACUUGGUAAAUUGGCGGUGGGAAAGUACCAGGGAGGUAGACAUUGGAACCCAUUCAUGGCUCAUAAGUGAUAUCAGCGAAUACCACGGUGAACAACUGAACAGCAAUAGGAGAGUUGAAUGGAAAAGUACGAAACUAACAUACUACACAGUUGAGUAUUCUAAGCACUGUCUUCAAUAGGCGUCAUAUAUGUAUAUGAGGUGAUAUAACAAGAUAACUUAAGUUAUUGAGUUUUAAGGAUGUUAUCAUAUUUCUUCGUUAUGCAAUGGUAAUCAAGUCCGUUCAAAUACAGUUCAGCGAGGCUUAAAAGUUGCCAAAGCGUAUAACAUUUUAUA
Messenger RNA from Drosophila yakuba, 1991 nucleotides. Its product is annotated as peritrophin-48. Gene Ontology annotation, molecular function: chitin binding. The record is from RefSeq and is a predicted model, not a curated record. The transcript has 2 exons. Gene Ontology annotation, cellular component: extracellular region. Lineage: Eukaryota; Metazoa; Arthropoda; Insecta; Diptera; Drosophilidae. The coding region runs from base 122 to 1198 and encodes 358 amino acids.